Messenger RNA from Sarcophilus harrisii (Tasmanian devil), 2334 nucleotides. It is a transcript of the gene NR2C2AP, whose product is annotated as nuclear receptor 2C2 associated protein. NCBI's taxonomy places the organism in Eukaryota, Metazoa, Chordata, Mammalia, Dasyuromorphia, Dasyuridae. The record is from RefSeq and is a predicted model, not a curated record. The coding region runs from base 729 to 1154 and encodes 141 amino acids. The transcript is spliced from 5 exons.
AGUGGGGGCGGGCGGAGAGCGAGCCGGCCCGAUCCCGGGCUUCCGAGGAGCGGCCCCCGGAGGGUUAGGGAAAGGGCCCCGGCCGAGGUGGCGGGCACGACCGCCCACGGCAGCGGCGGGAGAGAACGGAGAAGGGAAGGGCCGGGCCUUUUAAAGUCUGAGGAGGGGAGCGGCCCGCUCCUCUCCGCCCAGUCCCCAGGCUGCCCCAGGAAGCACUUCCCGCCCCGCGCCUGCGCCCUGCGCGCCGCCGGCCUCCGAGUUGGCCGGGACUAGGUCUGCACGUGCAGCCGCCGGAGAGCGGGGACGCCGCUCCUCCCCACGUGGUCGCGCACGGCGCUCCCGCCUCUUGGUCCUUUUGAAACUUUAAACUCUCUUCCAGCCUCCUGGGCCCGGUGCUCGGAGAGUAGAAGCGAGAAGAUCCCCGGGGGCGGGGAAGCAGCGGGCAGCGAAUAAAGCCACAGCAAGGAGGAGGCAGGCUCUCUGGCAAGUCGCUCGCCGUCUCUGGGCUGUUUCCCCAUCUGCCCAAGGCUGGUGCUUGGAGACUUGUCCCUCCGAGGGGCCCGGGUGGGAAAGGAACACGCACCUGCCGCGUGCUUGAAAACAGGAUCUCCUUUGAUCCCUACACCCCCAUGACCCCAUUUUACAGAUGAGGAAGCCGAGGCCGGCCUUGUGACGUGACCCACGUUGCACAGCGGUUGGGCAGCCACUCUGCCCCUUCCCAGCGGGCCAUGGCCGCCCCGGUGCCUUUGGUCUGCAGCCAGACCGUGAGCAGGGUGAGCUCUGUGCUGCGCCGGGACGUGAAGCAGUUUGGAAAGAAGCAUCUGUUUGACGAGCAGGAUGAGACGUGUUGGAAUUCUGACCAGGGCACCUCCCAGUGGGUGAUGCUGGAAUUCCCCCAGUCUGUCCGAGUGUCUCAGGUGCAGAUCCAAUUCCAGGGCGGGUUUGCAAGUCGUCAAGGCCGCUUGGAAGGCGGCAGGAAGAGUGAGUCUCUGGAGAAGAUUGGGGAUUUCUACCCCCAGGACAACAACUCCCUGCAGAGCUUCCCUGUGGCAGAUGUCACACUGGACAAGCUCAAGGUAACUUUCGAAAACAGCACUGACUUUUUUGGCCGGAUCAUCAUCUACCACCUGCGGAUUCUUGGGGAGAAGCUGUGAGCUGCUGGCCAGCUUCCUACACCUGCCUCUGGACCAGGUGGCCAGCAAGUAGAAAGAGUUAUCAUUUGAGUGAAACAGCGUGGGCCCCAUCCCCUUUUCUCCUCUAAGAACCUGGAAGAGAAUCCCAGAAAGAAAGAGCCUCAGAGGUUCAGUUUAAAUCCUUCCAGGAAGCCAGCCUUGAUUGGAAAACAACUGACAUACUAACAGCAUUGUAGAGACAGCUUUGAAGGACUUCAGAAUUCUGGUCACUGCAGCGUCUGGCUAAGAUGCUGAGGUACAUGUGAGAGGCUCAGGAUACAAAAUAAGCAUUCUUUGGACUAGAAGUUGUAGGAAUUUGUUUUGCUUGAUUGUGCACAUUUGUUCCAAGCAUUUUUUUUCCUAAGUGGUAAAAGCUUGUUCAUAUAAAAAGGAAAAGAAAAGCCCACAUAUUCCUACCUCGGGAUCACCAGGCUGCUUAAAUGGCCCUACCUGUCUCACCCUCAGCUCCCUGUGCCAUCUACAUGUAAUGGGAAGCAGCCUCCCUUAUUCUGGAACAAAGGAGUCAGCCGCGAGGCCUUCUUGCUGUGGCCCCUCAGAUCUAAGAACGGCAGCCAUUUUUCCUCUCUUCCAGGCUAGAGUUGCCCUAUUUCCUUAUAGCCAGACUUCCCUGGGUGUCAGCUGUAAGAAAUGGGGAAGAACAGCCAGUGUUGACCCUGCUUGUGGGGUAGCAGCUGGUUUUAUUGGUUCAUGUUCCCAUUCCAUGGGCUUGGGGAAGCAGGGAGGGAUUCUCAGGAUGGCUGGUGUUGGGGCAGCAGAGGAGUCUUCAUGGCUGGGGAGCUAUGGGGUCCUGCCAGGACAAGUCAUUAGCCAGGAGCAUAGUCCCUCCCAUGAUCCUGGGAAGGAGAUGAGCUGCCUUGUUUCUGUUUGGGGGUCUGCCUCGUGUUGCAUUGGAGUUCUUGGACACACAGUUCUUGGGUGUGGUUCUCUUCCCCUCCCUCCCCCCCCAGAGAUUUGUAGGUGGCUAGGGGAAGAUCCACAGCCUUCAGCCAUGGGAAGAGGGAGAUCUCCUGGACCUGCUCUUCCUGGCCAUAGGGAUUGAAGAACUGGCUUCUAAGUGAGCUGACCUUCCUGAGCACCAGAUGGAAGGCACAGGACCAAAGCCCAGUGGCCUGGGCCUCUUUCACUCUGUCUCUGGAAGCAG